AUGCUACCUUACUUUGACAGGAAGCACGAUAUGUUUGGUCCCAACUCCGCCCAAAGAGCUUCAUUAAAUGUGCCGUCAACAGCCGCACGUGAGAGGAAGAAAGUUGCUCUAGCUCCAGGUCAUUCUCCCCUUGACUGGGCUAGAGUAUCAACUUCCACACCUUCCUAUAAACUCCGAGGGGUGGCGCCUGAUACUCCGCCACCACCUUACGUUAAGGUUACUAAAGACGAGUUGAAAUUGCAUAAGAGUCAAGAAGAUUGUUGGACUUGUAUCAAUGGAAAAGUUUAUAAUGUUACGCCGUAUGUCAAUUUUCACCCCGGUGGAGUAGAAGAAAUCAUGAAAUGUGCCGGUAAAGAUGGUACUAGUUUGUUCAACAAAUACCACAGUUGGGUUAACGUAGAUAGAAUGCUAGGAAGCUGCUGUGUUGGGGUAUUCAGUGCAUCUAAAUAG
Lizanozyma spartinae is the source of this 450-nucleotide messenger RNA. RefSeq lists its product as uncharacterized. The record is from RefSeq and is a predicted model, not a curated record. The transcript has a single exon. NCBI's taxonomy places the organism in Eukaryota, Fungi, Ascomycota, Pichiomycetes, Serinales, Debaryomycetaceae. Gene Ontology annotation, molecular function: heme binding. The coding region runs from base 1 to 450 and encodes 149 amino acids.